CACUGGCGGAAGGUCAGCGUCGAACCGGAAGUGAGAGCAGUAACCCAUCCGCCAUUGUGGCACGGAGCAGCGGGGGGAAUCAUCUAACCAUCUAAUCAGACAUUUACAGCGUCCGGGGUGAAUGUUUCCGAGGAAGUCCGGCUCCGUUUACCGUCGAGGACACCUCCGACGAGUCGCCUCCGACCGCGCGUGACCUUAGCGCUCAGGCUAAGUGUGUUUAAAGCCCCGCGCGUGCGUGAAGUCUGAUUGGCUGAAGCCGAAAGGAAGGAAGAGGAUUUAAAAAUAAUAGUGAUAAUAAUAAUAAUAAUAAUCAUAACAAUAAGCGUUAAAGGCGAGAAGAGUGUAGUGAUAAUAACAUCGUCACGCAGCUAAAGGCUCGUGGAGGAGGAUGUCUGCCACAACUGUUGAUCAGAGACCUAAAGGCCAAGGAAAUAAAGUGCAAAACGGUUCGAUGCAUCAGAAGGAUUCUGUAAACGAUGACGAUUUUGAGAAUUACUUAAGCAGCCAGACAAAUCAGAGUAAUAGCUACCCACCAAUGUCUGACCCCUACAUGCCCAGCUACUAUGCCCCAUCUAUUGGAUUUCCGUACUCUCUGGGUGAAGCUGCGUGGUCCACCGCAGGCGACCCGCCUAUGCCCUACUUGACUACCUAUGGACAGAUGAGCAAUGGCGAGCACCAUUUCAUCCCCGACGGAGUGUUUAGCCAGCCCGGUGCUUUAGGCAACACGCCUCCCUUUCUUAGUCAACAUGGAUUUAACUUCUUUCCCGGCAACGCAGACUUUUCCACCUGGGGCACCAGCGGCUCGCAGGGCCAGUCGACCCAGAGUUCAGCAUAUAGCAGCAGCUACGGCUACGCGCCCAGCUCUCUGGGCAGGGCUAUAGCAGACGGACAGGCCGGCUUUGGCAGUGACACGCAGCUCAGCAAGGUUCCUCCCCUGAGCAGCAUUGAUCAAGGCAUGGCCGGGCUCAAGCUCGGAUCUGACAUGGCAUCCGUCACCAAAACUGUCGGUUCUCCUCUUGGAGGAACAGCUGGCAUGAGCAGCAUGGCAGCUAACAGCGUGCCUCCUGUUAGCUCCUCAGCUCCUAAGCCUACAUCAUGGGCAGCCAUAGCUAAGAAACCAGCUAAACCUCAGCCCAAACUCAAGCCUAAGGCCAAUCCAGGCAUGGGAAGUGGUGCCACCAUCCCUCCACCGCCUAUAAAGCAUAACAUGAACAUUGGAACUUGGGAUGACAAAGUUUCCAUCACGAAACCACCACUUGCUCAGCAGAUGUUGCCCCCUCAGCCUCUGGUGCAGCCUCAGAUUUUAGCUCAGCCUCAGCCUUUAUUGCCUCCUCAACCCCAACCCCAGCAGCUCCAGCUUCAGUCCCCUCAACCUCCUCCACAACUUCAACCAGGUCCACCACAUCCUCUCCAGCACCAUCCAUCCCAGCCCGCCCCUCCUCAGCCCCAGCAUCCUCUCCCUCAGCAGAAUGCGCCACCCCAGAACCGUUGGGUGGCCCCGAGGAACAGGAUGGCCACGUUUAACCAGAGCGGGGGGCAGGAGAACUUCGGUCUGGGCCCCGGUGUGCCUCUGAGUGCCUCCCCGUCCGCCCCCGGUGAGCUCCACCCGGUGCUGGAGAAGCUCAAAGCGCUUAACAGCUACAACCCCAAAGACUUUGACUGGAACGUGAAGAACGGACGCGUGUUCAUCAUUAAGAGCUACUCCGAGGACGACAUCCACCGUUCCAUCAAGUACUCGAUCUGGUGCAGCACGGAGCAUGGCAACAAGCGGCUGGACGCAGCGUACCGCUCGCUGGCCACCAAGGGCCCGCUCUACCUUCUGUUCAGUGUCAACGGCAGUGGCCAUUUCUGCGGCGUGGCUGAGAUGAAGUCGCCCGUGGACUACAACGCGUAUGCCGGCGUCUGGUCUCAGGACAAGUGGAAGGGCAAGUUCGAGGUCAAGUGGAUCUUCGUCAAGGACGUGCCCAACAACCAGCUGCGGCACAUCCGCCUGGAGAACAAUGACAACAAGCCGGUCACCAACUCCAGGGACACUCAGGAGGUGCCUCUGGAAAAGGCCAAGCAAGUGCUUAAAAUUAUCGCCACUUUCAAGCAUACCACCUCGAUCUUUGACGAUUUUGCACAUUAUGAAAAACGGCAGGAGGAAGAGGAAGCCAUACGUAGGGAGCGAACUAGAAAUAAACAGUAACCUUCCAGACAUCUGUUCUGCUAGAACUUCAACACUAAUAAUGUAGAACCUUUGAAUUAUUGCCUAACCACAGAGGAAGAACGAGGGUUCUGCUCUAUUUUCUGCUGAAGACCAUGUACGAACACUUUAACACGACAACGACCAUGGACUGUCGAUUUUUGAUGCAUCUGCCCUUAUUCUCAUGACAAAAAAACGCAAAAGAAAGCAACAUUGAUCACGUAAACUGUAUCUUUAAGCACUUUCAGUCCUUCAAAAAGCUUCUUACCGACACCCUUAACUCGCACCGGACUCCUGUUUGGUAUUAACUGACUAACCUGGCUAGUUGGUUUCAAGGAUUUCACCAGACUUAUUUGUAUUUGUAGGUCUUUUCGUUUAUUAUAUUAAUUUUUUUUGUUGUUGUUGUUUGGGUUCUGCACAAAUGCGUGCUCUUGGACGAAACGGAAAGUGUGUAACGACAAAUCUGUACAUCUGUACUUGAAUCUGUGACGCUUUGUGAUCCUCCAUUGCAGUACUGAGGAAAGAAAAGCGCUUUUUUUUUUUUCAGUUUAUUUUAAUUUCUUUUUUUCUUUUCUUCCUACCUGACUGAAUUGAAGCACGAGUUGGACGAGUUGGAAUAAUGUCUGUUUUUGUCACCCCUGCACCCUCCCUCCCUCCAUUUGUGUACCAUAAGAAAAUAAUUAUGCAGCUUGGUGGGACGCCACACGUUAAUGCACAUCAUUUUAUUUUCCCCUCGUUCAUUUCGUUACUGUAAUUGUCAUCCAGAAGUGCAUUUGUCUAAGGAGAACCGUGUACCUCACUCUGAUGCAGGGCCUCGUCCUCGUCGAACCUUCGCCGUGGGUUUCGUCCCCGAACGCAGUGACACUUUUCUCCUUUAGGUGUCUAUCUGAAUAAACAUCCAUGUUGAGCGCUUCCAUGGUUUUGAGUUUUCACUUAACAUAAACAUGGAGGCCCCGAUUUUUUUUUUAUUAGUCCAAAAUUAGUCGUGUUGCAUGAGAGUUACUUUUUUUUUUUUUUUUUUUUUUUUUUUGGCAUUUUGAACCUAUAUUAAAUAUAUAUUGAGCAUUUAUAUUGAGGACAUGCAAAAUAUUAAGAAAAAAUCUAUCUAGGCCUUGAUUAUGAUGAAUGAUUAGAUUAAAAUGCAUUGCUCUGGGUUGAAGUUAGAGAAGAGUGAAAAUGGCCGGUUGCUGGUGGCCCCUGAUCCUCAGCAACAUCUGUGAGUGUUACAGCGCAGCUCACCUCUGGCAUUUCCUGUUUCUUCAUUACAAGCUGCCUUCUUCAUAGGUCCAGUAGGGUUCUGUCCAUGUCUCUCUCUCUCUCUUUCCCUCUCUCUGUCUCGCGCUCUGUGUUGUAAAACGCAGCACCUCAGUCACUUCCACGGCCGGAUUCGCGUUCUGGACGGAGCAGAAGGAUGUCAACCCCUGCAACAAGAAGCAUCUCUCCCUCCUCUUCCUCCUCCACUCCUCGUCCUCUUCCUCCUCUUCCUCCCCGUGUGUUUGAUUUGUGGCCAUGUUUGUAUGGGUUACUGUAAAUCGAUGCUUCGUAAUGAUGCUAAUGCUAAUUGCAUUAUGAUGUGAUUAAUUAAUCUGAUUUUAAAAAUAAAUAUAGAUUUAUUGAAACUGAAAA
Messenger RNA from Pangasianodon hypophthalmus (striped catfish), 3811 nucleotides. RefSeq names its product YTH N6-methyladenosine RNA binding protein F3 (gene ythdf3). Lineage: Eukaryota; Metazoa; Chordata; Actinopteri; Siluriformes; Pangasiidae. The record is from RefSeq and is a predicted model, not a curated record. The transcript has 5 exons. Bases 389 to 2188 code for a protein of 599 amino acids. Gene Ontology annotation, cellular component: cytoplasm. Gene Ontology annotation, biological process: mRNA destabilization. Gene Ontology annotation, molecular function: N6-methyladenosine-containing RNA reader activity; mRNA binding.